CAAUCAGUGAUCUGCUUUAUUAAUAUAUCUACUGCUAUUUAUUAAUAUAUUAUUAAUAUUAGAAAAGAAUGCAUUCUAUUAAUUAUUCUAUUCUAUUCGUUCCAGAAAUUGCAUGUCAAAUAUUGAGUUUCAUUCCAAAUGAUGCAAUUUUGAUCAUGUUGAGAAGAAUGGUUGGUUUGUGUCAUCGAGCAUGUGAUGGAAUUACUUCUCAACAAUCCUAUAUUAGGAAAAUGUUGAGAGAAAGGGAAGAAUUGACUUGUUGUACAGUUAAAGAUAUUGAAUGUGUUGGAAAUUAUUUGGGAUUGAAGAAAUUUGCAAUGGAUGCCAAGCUGAUACUGUCAGGUGUUGAUCAGCUGAAGGAAAAGCAUGUGUCACUUAUCAAUCGUUUUACAGAACUCGAAUUUGAAGGAUGUGAAAUUAAUCCAAGAAUUUUACUCUCCAUUCUCAAUCCACAUGAUUGCAAUUUAAGAAAAUUGCAUUUCAGCAAUAGCCAAUGUGACACAAGUCAACUGCCAAAGAGACAACCUGUCAGAAUUACCCCAACCUUAUCAUCCAUCUCAUUUAAGAAUGUUUACCAAAGAGAACACAAUCCAUUCAAUUCGAUCGUUCAAUUCUUGGAUAUGAAAUCAUCCCAAUAUAGAAAACUCGUCUUUAACUCUCCAAUUUCUGAAGAAGAUUGUAAAUUAGUUCAAGCAAGUAUUGGAAAUCUCAGAAAUGUCAAAUUCCUCAACCAAAAACAAAAUUUCAAAGUACCACCUUGUGCCAAAAAUAUGGAAAGUAUCAGUGUACCAUCUAUUGAACAUGAGAUUCCAUCCAAGAUUAAUCAGAUUAAUUUGAUUCACUCUCCUGAAUCUCAUCCUUUCGUGUGUGGAAGCAUUUCUUUUGCAUUUAGAUUACUCUUUCCAAAUGCAAAGGUUUCUUUUAAACCAUUCGAAAGUAGUAGAAAGAAGAGAAAGAAUUUCAUCAUGUUAAAUGACUUGAGUGAAGAGCUAUUUCCAAAAGAUUAUUCCCUCAUCACUUUACAAAAUCAAGUUUACAAACAAAUCAACAAUUUUGUAGAGCAUCCACUUCCAGAAUUUCCAGUUGACCAACUUAUGAUUGAUUAUUGUGAAUGUGUUUUGAACUCUCCAGCAGAACAUUCUCAACAAAACAGAACUAAACUGGUCCAAUUAAUUGAUUCCAUCAACAGAAAAGGAAGUUUCAAGUUGGCCAAAAGAUCAGUUCUUGACAAAUAUAGUGAAGUUAUUCAGACCUAUUCCAGUUUAGUAGGAGAAGAAGAUGAAUUAUUCAACAAGGCUGUAGUUGCUUGGAACAGAGCAUCCAAUCAUCUUGAGGAGUUAUCAGUCAAUUCUUCACUCUAUGACAGAAUGGGAGAAUUUCUAUUGGAAUUGAAUCAAAUUGUUGAGGAAAUGUUGAAAGAAGCUGAAAUGAUGAAUCUUCCAAGAAAGAUUCUUCUCAGAGCACUUUGGUAUUCUGAUGAAUUUGUGGAAUGUUAUGAUGAUCUAAAUUUCGAAUAA
Naegleria gruberi is the source of this 1517-nucleotide messenger RNA. RefSeq lists its product as uncharacterized. The transcript is spliced from 2 exons. NCBI's taxonomy places the organism in Eukaryota, Heterolobosea, Eutetramitea, Acrasida, Naegleriidae. The record is from RefSeq and is a predicted model, not a curated record. Bases 69 to 1517 code for a protein of 482 amino acids.